This is a messenger RNA of Dama dama (fallow deer), 2164 nucleotides long. It is a transcript of the gene ZCCHC10, whose product is annotated as zinc finger CCHC-type containing 10. Bases 34 to 546 code for a protein of 170 amino acids. The record is from RefSeq and is a predicted model, not a curated record. The transcript is spliced from 4 exons. Gene Ontology annotation, molecular function: nucleic acid binding; zinc ion binding. Lineage: Eukaryota; Metazoa; Chordata; Mammalia; Artiodactyla; Cervidae.
AAACCCAGCGCGGCCGUCGGCAGCCGCGCUAAGAUGGCGACUCCCAUGCAUCGUCUCAUAGCUCGGAGACAAGCUGAAGCAAAUAAGCAACAUGUAAGAUGUCAGAAAUGCUUGGAAUUUGGACAUUGGACUUAUGAAUGCACUGGAAAAAGAAAGUACCUACAUAGGCCUUCAAGAACAGCAGAACUAAAGAAAGCUUUAAAAGAAAAAGAAAACAGAUUGUUAUUACAACAAAGCAUUGGAGAAGCUAAUGUAGAAAGAAAGACCAAGAAGAAAAGGUCUAAGAGUGUAACCAGUUCCAGUAGCAAUAGCAGCGACAGUUCAGCCAGUGAUUCUUCAUCAGAGAGUGAAGAGACAUCUACCUCAUCUUCCUCAGAGGACAGUGACUCUGAUGAAAGCUCCUCCAGUUCAUCGUCUUCUGCUUCCUCCACAAGCUCCUCCUCAUCCUCUGAUUCAGACUCAGAUUCCAGCUCUUCCAGUAGUAGCAGCACCAGCACAGAUAGUAGUUCUGAUGAUGAACCACCAAAGAAGAAGAAAAAGAAAUAGAAUUGCUCCAUCCAUAUUGGACUAAUGGACUGAAAACAUUAAUGUGAUUCUCAGAAGGGAAUUCAGAAUGUGUUAUGGCCAAAUAGGUUAACUGGCCAACAUUUCUAGAGUUCAGGAGUUUCUAAAUGUUUUACAUUGUAAGAACAUAAAAAGUAUUAAUAAUGGAUUAUAUAUAUAUAUAUAUAUAUAUAUAUAUAUACACACACACAUAUAUAUAUAUAUAAAGACUUUUUUAUUUUAGGGGUGAAUCUUGUUUUUCUUUUUUAUCUUUAAAAUAUAUCUCUAAAAUUAAUCAAAGCUGAAAUCUAGUAAAUCUGUUUUUGUGAUGAAACCUAUCUUUUCUCCCUGUGAAAUAAAUGCCAUACUCUGUUCCAUGUUAGUGCUGUGUAUCAGACAUUUUUCAGGACAAAGCAUCAUAAUAUCUGGCAGUGAAUUUCUAAUGCUUUUGGCUGUAUGUUAUUAUGUGAGAUUUAAUACAUUAGAAACUUAGGAGUUUUCCUACUGUUACUAAAUGUGCUCUAUUUUUGUGUUUAUGUUCAGAAAGUUGUUCUGACUUCUUGUCCUAAAUGAAAAGUUCAAGAAACCUGUUAAUAAAUUUAUACCUUUUGGAUGGUGCAAGUUUCAGGUUACUGUGUUUUAUCAUUCAUUUUCUUCUGGUUCUUAGAGUUACCCUUUUCUGAGGAAAGUGAUUCUAGAGGAACUUACAAAAGAGCAAAAAUUCUGAAACUACAUAGGAGUGUAGUCUUGGUGCCUUUGGAUAAAUUCAAUGUGUCAGAAAAGAAAACAGUCAUUUAAAAAGCUAACUUAUGUAAAAGGGAUAUAAAUACUUUUGUGUGUCAAUAUGCUAUAAAAGAUACCAUUCAAAGGGGUAGGAGGAAGAGAUAUAGUUUUUACAGAAAAUUAGAGUGAUGUUGGCUGCCUUUUACUAAAUUUUUUUAUAAAGUUUUCGUAAAGAUUGCCUUUUACCAUUUUGCAAUGUGGUAUGACUGUUUAUAUGGUAACUCAUCAUAUAUGAGUCUAUUGCAUAAAUAUGAGUGACUUGGAUUAAUCUAGUGUGUUUACAUAGUAUAUACACAGUUGAAAUCUAGCAUGAAAGUUUAAAAAGAAAUACUGCCAAGUAUUUCUUAAAAGUAAAAUACUCUGUCAUGAUGAAAUUAUUUGAUUUAACAUCACAUUAUUUUGUGAUGUGUUUUAAAUUUUUGGAAAGAAGGUAUCGUUUGUAGAAAAAUCUUGAUUUAGGUAAAAUAUAGGUUUUUAAAACUACAGAUGUUGUCUUUUUAUAUUUUUAUGAAAAAGCAGUAGACAAUUACUUUUGAAGGAAAUGAACUUCUAUUUAAAUGUUUAAAUAUAUGUAUGUUGUCAGUUUAAAGAUCUGUAAUUACCUGUUUUACAGAAUCAUCUGCUUUCAGUGAUUAUAAAUGCUCUCAAAACAUCAUUUUACGCCUCUAUACAGAAUGUGUCAGUUGACAGGCAGAUUUGAUAAACUACUAAUGAAAUGCAGUUUACAAUGUUUGUGAUCUCUGUAAGGGCAAUUUUAGCAGUGAAAAAACUUGGAAACGUGUGCAUAGGUUAUAUCACUUGGAAUUAAAUAAAACUCAGUUUGUGCUGAUGAGCUUAA